Molecule: messenger RNA, 2940 nt
Organism: Hemicordylus capensis (graceful crag lizard)
Lineage: Eukaryota; Metazoa; Chordata; Lepidosauria; Squamata; Cordylidae
Product: protein-L-isoaspartate(D-aspartate) O-methyltransferase-like
Exons: 8
Coding region: 257-874 (205 amino acids)
Biological process (GO): protein modification process
Cellular component (GO): cytoplasm
Molecular function (GO): protein-L-isoaspartate (D-aspartate) O-methyltransferase activity
Source: RefSeq, a predicted model, not a curated record
CGUAUAUCUCUUUGGGGGGAGAGGCGUGAUGCUGCUUGGUGUAGACAUCUUGAAGCCGGGCGGAAGUUAUUUAUCGGUGUUAUCUCCCUUUUACGUAACCACUACAAGAAACUGCAGGUGUCAUUUUCCCCCGCCUCCUUCCUAAUAACAAAUAGCAACCGCUAAAGGAGGAGCAAAGCGGGUUAGAAUGCGCGUCCAGCGGAACUCUAUGCGACUGCGCACUCAGGCCUGAGACCCCCCUGCACAUUCCUGUGUAAUGAGCUGUACGCUGCCUUUUGCUACCUUGCUUAUGGGCCUACUGCUGACAAGAACCAUGGCCUGGACCUCAACUGGCAAGACGCACGCUGAACUGCUCAACAAUCUUUACAAAAAUGGUGUGAUUAAGUCUCAGCGAGUCUUGGAUGUAUUGUUGGCCACAGACAGAGCCCACUAUAUCAAGUAUUUUCCAUACAUGGAUUCUCCUCAGUCACUUGGAUACAAGGCGACAAUCAGUGCACCUCACAUGCAUGCUCAUGCUCUCGAGUUACUGAAGGACCAGCUAGUGGAAGGAGCAAAGGCAUUGGAUGUUGGAUCAGGAAGUGGAUACCUCACAGCUUGCUUUGCUAGAAUGGUGGGUCCCACAGGGAAGGCAGUGGGCAUUGAGCACAUUGAAGAGCUGGUUCAUGAAUCCAUGAGAAAUGUCAGAGAGGAUGAUCCAACGUUGCUCAGCUCCGGCCGUGUGAAACUUCUAGUUGGGGAUGGCAGGAAGGGGUACCCUGAGGAAGCCCCUUAUGAUGCCAUCCAUGUGGGAGCAGCUGCACCCACAGUGCCAAAGGAGACAGGUGUGUUGGGUUGGACUGGCAAGGAUCCCAUUGUUGCUGAUCUUUCUUCUUGAGUGUAACAAUGUGGGAAUUACCAAGGUAUGCCAAGGCUUUUGUCAUGAAAGCAGAGUGCAUAGAUGUGAAAAGAAAAAUCUGCAUAGAUGGAAAGGUCCAAUAAUUCAAUCAGUACUUCUAAUGGGUGCAUCUCUUAGGUUUGUAGCACUGGCUCAAGCUCUUUCGUGAGGGAGGAGAUUUACCUCUGUAAGCCUUAUCUGUGUUUGUCCUGUUGAGCUAAUUGGCACAUUAGCUGGCUGCUAUCCUUUUUGCAACAGAGUGGGCAGAGUGGCCUUGACAGAGUUAACCUGCUUUUAGUUAGCUUCUGGGGUCUACUUAGGAUAUCCCAGCAUUAGGGAUGGGGUGCAUCUGCUCCCCUUUACAAUUCACUUGUUGGGAGCGAAAUCUAGGGAUGACUGGCCCACUGUCACUAAGUGACCUGUCCCCAUGUGCUAUAAACAGAGAGCUCAUGAUGCUGUGAAUGGCAUAGAUCCGGGUUACAUGAGAAAGCACCAUCCCCACAACUUAUUAAGGUCAUCAGGAGGGGUCUGUCUUCAGAUGCCCCAGUUCAUCUGUUGGUGACCUGGGAUCAGACCUUCUCAGUUGUCUCCCCUGGGUUGUGGAACACACUCUCCAUGGAUACAAGAGGAUUAUCUUCCUUGAAGGCUUUCAGGAGAGCCUUAAAGACCCAUCUUUUUAGCCUGACUUUUAUAUCUAGUUUUAAUUGUAAUGAGUUUUAAUCUGGCUGAUUUUUUUGGUUAUGUGCAUUUGAUAUUAAUGUAAACUGCCCUGAGCCACUUUAGUAAGGACGGUAUAUAAAUUGAAUGAAUAAAUCAAAUAAAUAAAUAACAUUAGUCCCUUAAGGAUUGUUUUCUUCUGUAAUUCUGCUAGUGGAAUAUCUUUUGCUGGAGAAAUGUUUGGGGUUUUUUUAAUGCCUGGCACUUUUUUGUAAUCAAUUUUGAAAAACAUUGGGGGCACAGAAGCAGUCUGAUUGAAAUAGAACUGCCAACUGCAGUAACUGCAGAUGCAUAGUAGAUGAGAUUAUUACAUAUUAUAUAAUAACAAAAACUUCUAAAAUACACUUGAUGUAUAAAAGUAAAAUGAACAGACCUGUAGUCACAGGCUCAAAAUCUAAAAAAAAAAAAAAAAAAUGAAAUGAGAGGGGACCUUGAAGGAGCAAGGGAAAUUCAUAUAUUUUAUUUUGAUCAAUAUACUUUGAUACAGAAAUAUGAAAGCUUAUAUUGUAGGAAUGUGCAUGAAAUGGAUUUUGUGGUUGUUGUUUUCAAGCUUGAAAUAAAACUCAGAUGGCUGAAACAUUUCGUUGAAACAGUGGUCAACCCAGUUGUUUUGAUGGAACAAAACUCAAAACGUUUGAGUGUUUUGGCCAUAGAGAGCAAUGGGGGAAAUUCAAAACACUCCAUUGUUCCCAAUGGGCAGCUCCUAGGCACACCGAAGUGGGUGGUAGGGCAUGAUGAGUGCUACCCAGCACCCAACCCACAAAAGAAAUAGGCAAGCUGGAGAUUUUUAACCUUUCCCCAACACCUCUAUAGGAUCACAAGCCAAUACCAGAAAACCAAUCAGCAAGGGAAAAACAGGCCUCCAAAAUGGCACCCAAAACGUUUAGAAUCGAAACAAAGUUGUCUUGUUGUCUUGUUCCAAGCUCAAAACAGGCCCUUUAUUUAAAGGUUUUGUUUCAAGCUCAAAAUGGCCCAUUUCAAGUCAAUGUUUUGCUCAUCCCUAUUGUGUUUUGCUGCUCUGGGAAGAGCAUCUAGGUUCCAGGUUCCCUCCCUGGCUUCUCCAAGAUAGGGCUGAGAGAGAUUCCUGCCUGCAACCUUGGAGAUGCCGCUGCCAGUCUGUGAAGACAAUACUGAGCUAGAUAGACCAAUGGUCUGACUCAGUAUAUGGCAGCUUCCUAUGUUCCUAUUCCAUGGAAUGCUUUAUCAGGUAAAAUCUCAUGUAGUGAAAGGCAACUUAAAAGUACAUUGCAAGUUUCCAAUGUUGACUUCUCAUAACUCCUUACAUUUGCUAAGGAACUGGAUGUCAAUGCUGUUUGGCUUUCUUCCCCUUUUGUCACAUGGAAACUCAA